Panicum virgatum (switchgrass) is the source of this 2216-nucleotide messenger RNA. RefSeq names its product probable inactive beta-glucosidase 14. The transcript has 7 exons. Lineage: Eukaryota; Viridiplantae; Streptophyta; Magnoliopsida; Poales; Poaceae. Gene Ontology annotation, biological process: carbohydrate metabolic process. The record is from RefSeq and is a predicted model, not a curated record. Bases 201 to 854 code for a protein of 217 amino acids. Gene Ontology annotation, molecular function: beta-glucosidase activity.
CGUGACGACCCAACCCGCGCGUUGGGCGUUGGCGUUGAGCACACUCUCCAUGCCGUGACACCAAGCACGGGGAGAGAUUGGCCAUCGGGAGCGAGGGGGACAGGUCCCAGGUCCGCGACUGGUGAGAGGUCCCUGGCAAACGCAGUUGCAUCGUCGCUUGUCAGGGCGGGGCCGUCACGUGGCACCACCACAUCCACACGAUGAGCCAUCUGAUCCGCGGGUCGGCCAGUUGCUCGUAUGAGAAAAGGGGAGCUGGGAGAGAGCCGGGGAGGGAGAAGCUCGCUCGAGAGAGGGCAUGGCGGGCGAGCUGGUCGUCUGGGUCGCGCUCCUGCUCGCCCACGAGCUCCUGCCGUGCCCUGGCGCGGCGGCGGCCGUCGGCCGCGGCCAGUUCCCUGACGACUUCCUGUUCGGGACCUCCACCUCCGCGUACCAGAUUGAAGGCGCAUAUUUGGAGGAUAACAGAGGCUCAUAAGCCAGGCACAAUUGAGGAUGGAAGUAAUGGUGAUACCGCUGAUGAUCACUAUCAUCAUUACAUGGAAGACAUUGAAUUGAUGCAUUCCUUGGGUGUCAACUCAUACCGAUUCUCCAUUGCGUGGACAAGAAUUCUACCAAGAGGUCGAUUUGGACAUCUUAAUCCAGAUGGUGUAGCAUUCUAUAAUCAACUUAUUGAUGCACUACUGCAGAAAGGCAUACAACCAUUUGUAACAAUAUCUCAUUACGACAUCCCACAAGAACUAGAAGCACGAUAUGGUGGAUGGUUGAGCCCAGAAAUUCGGAAGGACUUUGGCUACUUUGCAGAAGCAUUGUCAUUCAGACUUCGAGCAUUGUCAGAGGCACAGAACGCACAGGCUUGAACAACUUUUUUUUCCGAAAGGACGGCAAAGCUCUUGCCGAAUUUUUAUUAGAAGAAAAAAGAGUUUAAAAUACAACUGCACCCAAACCGACUACGCGCACCACGACCACAUGCUUGAACAACUUCACCCGUCGAUUUCGUCAGUUGCGCAUGUUUGCGCGUAGUGAUCAUUGUCUCAUUGGCCAACGUCUUGCCUCACAAGACCACGACUAGAUGGCAGCAUCCGAUCCAUGUGCAGGUUGGUUCUUUGACGAACAUCGACUGGGAGUUAGUUGCGGCCAAAUUAAUUGAAGUUGGCAUUGCUUACAGAGACGCAAUAUCUGCAGCCUGUCCAUGAUCCCAGCACGAUUUAGACGAUCGGUUAGAUGAGAUUAUUGGUGAAAAUAAAGUCUCCUGAUGUAGCGUCGCAUUGAAAGUUCCUGUACAAGCUGCAGAUAUUUAGGUGUUGUGUCAUUGCCAGACAUGUCCGACUGGAAUCUACAAGUGUCCAUCAGCAAUGCUAUAGCACAACCACAAGCUGUACACACAUCAACACAUGGUCGAUCGAUCCCUAGGUCGUGGUCGUGUCACACGCACGUCGUUCUUUCGGCGUGCCUCGCGUCCAAUGAAGUCCCGCUCCAAAGGACGGCAGAUGGUUGAAUAUUGGAGGGGAGAUGUUAUGAUCAGAAGAGGACAGAAUUCAAACAAACAAAAAGAAAAGGACAUAAAAACGAGAAAAGCGAAAUCCCACAUAUGCUUUAGUCUUUUAGAUGGCUUUAGACUCAAUUUUCAUGUCUUACAUUGUGCCAAGAUUUAUGAUUUAGGAUGGUACUAUAUUAUUAGGCAAGGAAAAGUCAAGCGUAUUUUAUAGCCUACCGCAUCUCCAAGAGUUUUUCUAAAAUCUACUUUAAAUCAUAAUUUAAAGAGUCAUUUAAAAAAAUGUUUUCUAUAUCUUUGUACUUUCCAACAAUUUUUCUAUAUCUAGUACGCAGUGUAGAGAGUCAUUCUUCCUCUCCAUCUUUGGCUAGCGAGAAAUCCAGAAUGGAUGAUAUCUAUAUUCAGAUAUCCAAUUGAAGGACAGGGGCGGAUCUACAAUGGGUGCAUGGGGUUAAAGUUGUACCCCCCCCCCCCCAAAUUCUUUUUGCAAAAACACUUAACAUAUAUACCUCUCUGUAUAUUGUACAUACACAAAUCCUUGUAAAUAUAAAGUCUAAGUGCUAAACGAGAGCAUAACAGUCAUAAGCAUCCCACUGUGCUAUCCUCUAGGGCGAACACAAUGUUCAUAUAAUAUUGAGUAUUGAUUUUGUUAUGCGAAUGCGACCAUCUUGACAAAGGUAAUUUAAAUCUUAGUUGUUUUCAAUCUAUUCAUUCAGGUCCCAUUCUA